AUGACGUGGUGCGAUAUUAAAUUACGGCAUUCCAGAAAUUUUACUUUGUAGAUUUUAAGGAUUGAUGUUCAUAUUAUAUAUUAUAUGUGCUCCUUGGCAUUUAUUAAAAAAAUGAUAAGGGCUUAUAAUCAGAUGAUCAUAUUUCAUAAUAUAAUAUUGCCGAAAGAGUCAAUCGUACCUACGAACUCGGAUACACUGAUUUGUCAGAGGCUGGAAUCUUUUAUCUAUACUGGAAUACUGGAGACCGAGAGACGUUGCCAGUUCCUCAAAACAGUAAUGCUUAAUUUAUCAACUUAAAAUAACUAGCUGUUGUGCAUAGUUCUUCCGAACAUUCGAAUGGUCGAAUAAUAUUUUGUUGAUUACUCUAUUACUGCACUCGCUCUAUCAUUUGAUUUACAAUAUUUUACUAAACAAAUAAUUCCACUUCUAAAGGAUUUCUUCACGUCAAUCGUAUAGGUACUCUGUAAGUAUAAAUAUAAUACAUACCUUUGUAUAGUUUUUAAAGUUUUACGUUUUGCAUUAUUAGUUAGGUAUUACUUAGUUAUAUAUGAAUUGAUUGUGUGUACCUAGUACUAAGUCUACCCUUUUAUUUAGAUUCUUAAGAAAUAUACAAUUAUAAUAAGUGAAUACUGUAAUGGAAUGUUGACAGUAGUUUAAUACCCUAGAAAGAAGUUACUUAUUUGCGAUACUUUCAAGGGGAGUCUAUUUUAUUAUUAUUCGUUUAGAUCAGUGCACCCGCAGCAUCUUUUAAGGCCGGGUGGGAUUCCAUUCCUGCAACUAACUUUCUGAUAUGGGUCUACCUCUGUGGUCAAAUGUUAUUUUUAGGAGUAAUAGUGAUUAUAUAAGUAUGACAGUCUUUUAAUUUAGUUAGUCCGUUUGGAAAAGUUAGGUAAUUAAUUAAGUUUUCCUGUUACCUGCCUAUACUUAUAUACUGUUUGUUUUUUUAUAAUAAUUAUUUACAUUAAUAUCAUGGUGUUUACCAAUAUACAAUGGAAAAUUCAAUUUUUCAAAAGAAAAUGUAUUGCUGGCUUUUUUCUUUGUUUUGAUAGAACAUAGUAGGUAUACAAAAUAGGUUUGCUAAAAUGCAAAUAAAUACUAACAACAACUAAUAUAGAAUCCCUAAUAGAGUUUUGAUUAAAACUUUAUUUUUUAUUACUUUGCCCUUGAUGAUAGGUACUAAAUAAUAAAAUGUGGUUAUGGUCACACGUUUCGCUUUAAAAUCUCAGUCAGAGUUAAAAAAAAAAAAAAAACGAUCACAUUUUGACUAUUUGGCAAUGGAGAUCUACUACUCAUGGGUAUUUAUUUUUAUUUGUUUAAUUGUAAAUUCAAUUAGUUAACAAAAGGGUACUCGUUCAGUAUAUUAACCAAAAAGUAAUAUUCUAAUAAUAAUAUUUUAAGUAAAUUGUUUAGAUAUUAUUUCAUAAAAAAUAUAUAUAUUUACUAGCUGUCCAGUGCUGGGCGUUACCCGUUAUAUAAAUUAUAUAUUCUAUAAAGUUAAAUGAAUAAAGAAUAAGGAAUAAAGGUAAAAAAAAAACCUUUAAUCUUGUUUUGCUUGGAUCCUAUAAGUUUAUUGAAAAAAAAUAGUGGGUCAGUGGAGAACCUAUGUUUUUCAUCUGUAUUACCAUAAUUACUUGCAUAGCACAGGGAUUAAACUGUAAUCCACUAAAUUAUGAGGACUUAAUAGUAAAAGUACUAUAGUAUUGUAGUGUUGUUACUGUACCAAAAAUUUAAAAAUGAUGUUUUAUAUGUCUUCACUUUUCAAUUACCCACUCAAUACAGCGCAUAGUUUUUUGUUUUUUUUCGUCCAUGUUAUUAAGUUAGCUCAUUUUAUUUCAAGCCAAUUAUAGAAUAGUAGAUAGUCAGAUAGACUCUUUAUUUUAAGUUGUUAUAGUUAUGGCAUUUAUAUUUUUGUUUAUUAUCUAUUUUUUGUUUAAAAUUGUUUUUAAUUUCAUUUGUUUAACUAAAAUAAUCCAUAAUUCAACAAAAAUAAUUUAAUUUUCAUACCUAAAAUACCUAAGAACCUUCUAUCCCCUUGGAAUAACCUAUUUUUUACGUUGGAUUGAGUAUAGUCUUAUCAAAAUCAUUUUCAUAGUUUUAGAGUGCAUUGCAUCCAAACUAUGCAUGAUUUUAGAUUCUGAGUAGAGCAAAGAAGAUUAUGGUUUUACAAAGAUGUUUAUAUUUUUAAUUUUUUUUUUUAUAUUUUCGCAACUUUUCUACCAGAAGACUUGCUCGGAUUUCUACAUGUAGCACACUUUCUGACUCGAAGAGAUAAUUUAGGGAGGUAAUUUUUCGAUUUUCUCUUCAAAUGUGAAAAACUGAAAAAAGAAACGGAAAAUUUACGAAAUAUAAUCUUUUAAUUAUUUUGUUUUUUUGGUGGUUUAUUGUUGCUUACAGAUUUAGAUUAAAUUCCUGUCUAUAUCCUACCUUCCCAAUUCCCACCUACAUCAGUGCCUGCAUCAGUUCCCAUUAUCUUACCUUUUUUAUAUAUAAAAUAUGUUUAUCAGUUUUACAUCACACUAAAACCCAUUAAAUAUGUCAGUUGAAUUUAUUGACUGACACCAUUUCUCUUUAGCUGUUACUGAAGUAGAUUUAUUGCUUCAUUUACCUUAAUACCAUACAUAUCUUUAUUAUGUUAAUUUUCAAAAUUACUAUGAUUUUAUGAUUUAUCAUUUACAUGUUGGAAACAUAAACUUGUCAAGGAAGUUAUCAAGUUUUCAUAUGCAUUUAUCUGAGUGAAUAGUUAUGUCUGAUUUAAUAUACAUUACCAACCUAAAUAUAUAAUUGAUAUUUCCAUUUUCAAAAAAAAAAAAAUAUAUGUAUAAUAUAUUAAAGAAAUGCAUAAGUAUUCACAGAUUUAUGAUUACCUACAACACUUCAUAUCCAGACACUUUACUUUAUUAUUAUUCUUAAUUUUUUUAUUUUCUAUUAUUAUGCUUAUCAAUUGUAUAGUCUUAACUUAAUUUAUCAGUGUAUAAACCAGUCAUAACUACAAACUUAAAUAUGUACCCAUUGAAAGAAUAAUCAAAAAUUACAAAAAUAUAUUUAUUUACAAAUUGUUCUAAACUUCAAAAACAUAUAGUUAUUAAUUUUGUUGUUGAUCUAGUUUGUAGCAUAGACCUAUUAACCUUUGGACAGAUUGUAUUAUGAGUUAACAUAGAAGAAAAAAGAUAAUAGAUUGUAUUACUAGUAUUCUAGUAUUUAUCUUUCUUAAUCGUUCAAUGUUCCCAUAAUUUUUUUUUACUAGAAUCUGCUCAUAGAUGUAUAGCAUGUAGCCUCUAGAGUUUAGGUAUAGAAGAAAAUUGUAGGCCUAAAUAAAAAAAAAAUGUCUUUUGGGUAGCAUAUUGGGUAUACUACUGUUAUAGGUGGGGACUUGAGAAGGUAAGAUACAUAAAGUUAUUUUAAUUAUAUUUGCAAGCAAAGAUAAAUUAUUAUUAACAAAAUAUGAUUCUGAGUGAAGUUCAGUUAUAUAUCUUUUAAAAUGUUGUAAUAUUUACAAUUUUCAUCAAAAUUUGUUGUUAAAAUGAUUAAAAAAAAACCUACUAGGUACAAAUUGCUCACAACUUUCUGUUUUUGUUUACCACUAAGUAUAACCUAUUUGAACCUCGUGUUAAAUUUUCAAGUAUUUCUAUUUGGUCAAACAAUUUUAUCCACUUAGUACCUAACAAAGAAACACUACCUACAAAUACUAGAAAAUUUAAAAUGCCCAUAAAUAGCUUAAAAAUAUCAAGAUAAGUUUAUUGUUAAAAUUUCAAAUCUCUCCGAAUAUUUUUAACUGAAUUAAAAUAAAAUAAAAUAAUGUAACCAUUAUUUCUGGAAUUUCUAACUCGCAACUAGAUUUAAAAUACAACAAAAAAGGUUUCUUAUCGUUUUUCUUUAGAUGUGAGAUGUCAGGUAAAAAACAUAAUUCGUAAACAUUUAAAAUAAUGAAGUAUUAACGAUAUAUUAUAUUUGUCCGUUUUUUUUGGUUUUUUCAAUUUUUCAUGAAAACCGCUUGGAAAAUUAAAAUAAUGGCUUUCGUACACACCAACUAAUUAUUGAAUGCAAUCAAAAAUUUUGUUUUUUCGGUUGUAUAAAUAUUUUUGGUGGUAAACAUAAAUUGUAAAAAUUGAAAAUGAUGAAAUCGACAAUGCCGUAAAUAUUUGUCCACCUUUCCGAUAAUUUUUUCCACGAUUUUAAUGAUAACCCCUUAGAAAAUCAAAAAAAUGACCUUUUAAAUGCUCCAAUUAGACCCAAAAUGCAAUUAUCAAAAAAACUUUUUUUUAAAUGCUAUUUUAUUUCAUUCAACAAUUGCUCCGUUUAGGUGACUUUGGCCGUCAUGUCGGACUUUUAAUUGAAAAUAAACCCCGAUUUGUUAUGCAAAAUUGCGCCGGUCGUUCCACUUCUACUCUCUGCCUACGGUUCUGUAAUAAUCGAUUAUCAAAAAUACACUACCUAUAUAACUAUAAUAUAAUGUUCGCUGGUUGCCAUGUCAUCCCCGGCCAGUUUGCUCGCCACGAAAAAUCGUUCGAGCUCCCGGACGCGCGCACGCGUCGCCGCACCCUUCGCUUUCGCAUAAUAAUAAAAAUCGAUUUACCCAAGUAUACCUACUCCGCUGUGCUGUACGCAAACUCGUCUGUCGAGAACGUCCGUCGUUCGCGGAUUCCGGAAAAUACUGCUGCAAUAUCCUAAUGAAAUAGAAUCCAUAGUUGCGAAUUGUCUAGGUAAGUAUAUGGCUACAAUUUUCUAAAAUAAAUCUAUAAUAAGUAUUAAUUAUUAUUAUUAUUAUGCACUAUUUGAUUAUACGUAGGUAAUUUCCGGCCCCCUUCCAUAUUAAAACUAAUGCAAUAACACAAUUUUAUUUUUGUUUUCGUGUCCCAGCCGUUUAUGAUUCGAUUAUAUUAUUUAGUACCUUUUUAUAAAUGGAUUUCUAUAGAAUUGUUGUCGAUACAAUUACGUUUACAAAAUAAAAUGUAAACUAAACUCAUAAGUUCAGAGCUCGCAACUGAGUUAUAUGCUAAAUAAUAUUCAAAUAUGUACUAAAAGAAGUAUUUAUAUAUUAGAGACUAAACUAUAUGCAAUAAUAGGGGCUAGAAAUAUUUAAUCUAGUAUCCAGGCACGAGCGAAUCUAGGACAAGAUAACCGUGGGGGGGAGGGGAGAUUUUGAAUAUUCGUAUAAGGUACGUUUUAUGACGAGCCCAAUCAUCAUUGGGCUCGUAAGUCAAUUUAACAUAAAAAUGUUGAUACAAAUCGUAACAUUUAUAGCAUUUCAAAAUAUGUACCUAUAUUUGAACUUCACUCAGAAUCGUAUUUUAUUAUUAAUGCCUGACCAUUGCAUACAGGUAUAAAUUAAAUAAAUUUAUGUACAUGUUACAUUUCCAACUUUCCCCAACAAUAGUAAUGCGCCCGUCUCCUGUAUCGGUUUUUUUUUUUUUAGAUUUGGAGCGUAGUGAGAGUUUUAUUGGUUUUAUUAUUUUUAUAUACCUACUGUGAACAAUUUCUACCAAAAUUCUUGCUCCUAUGUAUAGAGUGUAGUACCUAUUCUGAAAGGAAAUCUUAUGAUUUUCCAUGGGGUAUUAAAAAUAACUGGGAAAAAACCUCAAAGAAAAUUGUAGGUAAUACGGCAAAUAUUUACGGCGCGCCGCGUCGUUACCGAUUUCAUUAACUUAAUGUUUUUACUAGAAGUAUUGCUCCAAAUCGGAAAAUAACAUGGGAUCGAUUUUCUUUCAUUUAAUAUAGGUAUAGCUAUUUUCAGAUGAAGUAGUUUCUGAUAUUUAAAGUAGUUUUCGUGAUAAAUCGGAAAAACCAAAUUUCUUCUGUAUACUACCUUCCUGACUUUUCACCUACAACAGUGGCUGCACCCACGUACGAAGUUUUUUUUUCUGUUUGUAAACCAUUUCGAAAAGAUAUCUCGUUUCAAUGUAGAGUGUAGCACAUUUUCUAGAAGGAAAUUUUAUCUAGUUUGUUUAUUAGAGUGGUCAUUUUUUAAUUUGUCAAGGGGUUUUCAAAAAAAAUUUUGGAAACAAAGCGGAAAACAAAGUUAUAGGAAAAUCUAUUAAUAUUUACGGCGAUAUAUUUUUAUUAAGUUACUAUUAUUAUAUAUUAUUACAGUAUUAAGUAUAUAAGUGUAUAAACAAUAAUAAUACUUGCAAAAAAAUCAAGAUUACAAAAUAGUAAAAAAAUACGUAAGGAGAGAAAUAUUAUAAUUUAAAUUUAAAAAACCAUAAUUUAUAAAUAAUAAAUAAUAUAAUUACAAAAACAUUCAAAAUAAGGAAAGUUAAAUUAAUCUACAUGGACGUCAUAAUCCACUUUUAUUAAUUUAUAAAUAGGUGAACCACCUGUAGUAACCUAUUAGGUUAUUUAAGGUUACUCUAGGAUUAUAACGGUGUACCUAUACAUAUUCGUUUUUUACAAUAAAUAUAUACCACCUAUAAGCAAUUCUUGUAGAAGAGGAAGAUGUGUGCUUUCAAUUUUUGUUUUUUUGUUUGAUAUCACAAUUUUAACCAACCCAACCAACCUAACCAUUUAUAAUGGAGAAUAACAAAAAAAAAAAAAAUUGCUGAAAUAAAUUAUAUUAUAAUAUUACAGUAGAAACCCGAAAUUCAAAGGACUAGUUACUCUAUCUAGUAAACUGUGAAUUUUGUAAACCGUCUAUUUCGUGUUUGUUUCGAGUGUUUACCAAUUUUUGGUUACUAAAAAUUAACUUUGAUAAACACGACUACAUAAGCACACGUGAUAUUUGUGAAUUUAUAAAUUCGAAUUUUAAUUCUCGUUUUUGGUGUUAUACCUAUAUAGUUUAUAUACUACUGUGUAAUAACCGGAAUGUGUAACCAUACACUUAACUAUCUCACUAUAUUACUAAACUGUUAAGAACGCCAAAACACACCUAAUGAAUUAAUAUUUAAUAAUUUGUAGUUAUAGGUAUUAGUAAUUAGUUACCUAUAUUUUAGUCUAUAGUAAAAUAAAAUGUGUAACUAUAGUUUCUUAUUCUCUUAUUCAAAACGUCAAAUGUCAAUAAAUUAUUGUUACCUAUAUUAUAUUGUUAGAAUUAAUAUUUAAGGUAGGUAUUACGUUUUAUAAGGUUUAUAAAACAAAAAAAAAGUUCCCUUUCAAGAAAUAUAGUAAUAGUGAUUUCCAAUCACUACUAAUUGUAACUGAUACAAAUAAUUACAUACAAUAUGGGAUUUUUGCUGGGUCUUUCAAUCCUGUUUUCAUUAAUCCUGGUUUGUCACUUCUGUCAGUGUUAUUAAUCAUUAUAAAGUUAUAAUAUUGAAAUUGUUCAAAUAUACCUACGUAAGUAUAGUGAAUUUGUGACUAUAAGAUAACAAUUUAAUAAUCUAUAUUCUAUAUAAGCCAUCGAUAAACAUAUUAUCGAUAAGAUUACGCUUCUCAGCGUGUUAUUGUAUAGAUUUAGAACAAAAUAAACAAUUAACUUUAUUUUAUUUUUAAAUAAAAUGGAAAAAUCAUUUCGUCUAUUAGUAUUGGCGACCCCCAGGUUGAAAACCACUGAUCUAACCUAUAUUUUCACAAGUAUAGUUGCUCCCUAUAAAAAUGUGUAAAACUCAGAAAAUGGUGAACUUCAUAAGGCAAUAAUUUUAAAACAAAUGAUUUCCGCAAAAAACAUUAAUUUUUAAAAUGUUGACAUAUGUAACCGGAAAAAAAAAAUUCGAAAUUUUGAGGGGGUGCUAAACUAGAUUUAUACCAAAAAUAUGAAUCCCAGAAAAUGAAAACAUCUUUUAUUAUUUUUGUCAAUUUUACAUAAGUUAGUUUUAAUAAGUAAUCACUAAUUCAAUAACAUGUAACUUUAUUUUGUUUUGCUAUUUUAGGCUUUCAAUUUAUUACAUUGGCAGAUUAAUUCACUUCAACAAAAAUGGCUUUAAAGGCAAUUUAUGUUAGCAACAGUGAUAAGCUUAUCAAUUCUUUAAUUGAUAGAGAAUACAUAUAUACGAGUACAGUGGAAAAAGCUAUACGAGCUGUCAAUUCAAAAUUGUUUGCCUGCAAAUUACGUUCAAAGGAAUUUAAUUUUGUAUCACCAUGCAUUUCUUCUACAGUACUAGAAAGCUUGAUUAUUCGUCCAGGUCACAAGUUCUUGAAUAUUGGGUCUGAAAAUGGGUAUUUUAAUACUUUGGCUGGGCUUUUAUUGGGUAAGCAUACAUAUUAUUAUUUAUUUUAUGUAUUUUCAAUAUUUUAACGUUGUAACAUUGUUACAUUGUUUUCUAGGUUCAACUGGUGUUAAUCAUGGUAUUGAAAUUGAAAAGGCAUUAGUUGAUAUUGCAAAUCAAAAAAUGGACGAUUUUAAAUUAAAUUCUGCUGCUAUUGAUUAUCAUGUAUUUUGUGAACCAAUUUUUAUCCAUGGUAUAUUUAUUUGUAUUAAUUAAUAAUGUAUGAAUAAAUAUUUAUGUAUUAAUGUUUUCCGUUUAGGUAAUGCAUGUGAAUUAUUAUCAACAAGUUUCUAUGAUAGAGUUUAUUGUAGACCUGGUGUACCACCUGAGCACAUUGAAUUUAUGAAGUCUCUUAUUAAGGUACUACUAAUUUUUUAAUUAAUUGUUAAUUUCAGUUCCUACGAUGUGUACAUUUUCGUUUUCUAUCUGAGAACAUAAUUUCAAGAAGACUUCUAGAGUCUAACUUUAAUAGUAGAGCAAAGUCAGCAAGUAUAAUAUUGUUGUUAUCUCAUACUGAUUAAAUAAAACAAUUCAAAAUACAACUCACUUGUUUUAUGUAUUCUGGUUGUUUUUAGAAAAGUUUUCAGAAUAAAGAUUUUAAAAUUGAUUAAUAACUGAAUAUUAUUAAGUGAUAAAAAAUGAUAUGCACUUUUUUUAAAUACUCUGGAGAAAUUCAACAUUGGCUCAAUAAAAUGUUUGUACAUCCAGUUUUUUAUUAGUGCAUUAUAAAUUAACAUUCAAACAUUCAAUUAUCUGAAUAAUAAUAAUAAUAAUUUUCAUAAUAUUCAUUAUGUUCAUUAUAUUUAAAGCAUAAAUCAAAGAAACAAUAGAUAACAUAAAAUAAGUUACAAAUCUAGAGAUAAAGAUUAAUGGUCAGAAAAUUAGAAUGUUGCACAGAUGACAUAGCUUCAAUUGCUGAAAAUAAGAAAGAUUUGGAUCUACUAAUCAAAACCAUGAAUGAGUAAUUUAUUAAGGAUUUUCACAUGAAAAUUAAUGUGAAAAAGACAAAAGUGCUUGUAUGUGGAAGAGUAAAAAAACCAGAAUACAGAGGAAACCAAAUAUUAAAACAAGUAGAUGAAUUAAUAUAUAUAUUGAGUACACAUCAGCCAAACCAAAAUAACCUUUAACAACAAGAAAACUCUACUUACAUCAGGAGACAUUAGCUUAAAAAUAAGGAAAAACUAAUUAAGACAAGUAUAUGGAGUAUGGUGUUGUGGGUGUGAGACCUGGAUAUUAUGAGUAAGAGAACAAAAAGACUGGAGUGGUUUGAAAUUUGGUGCUAUAGAAUAAUGUUAAGUGUAUGUUGGAUGGACAGAGUAACCAAUGAAGAGGUGCUGGAAAAAAUUGAAAGAAAGUUCUUAUAGAGAAAUACAUAUAGUUAGAAGAAGAAAUUAAUGGAUAGGUUGUUAAAACUGAUUACAGAAGAAAAUGUAGAGGGGAAGGCCAAGAUUAUUGGAUAUAUAACAGAUAAUAAAGAACCAAGAACGCAACUCAUAUAUAGAAAUGAAAAAAAAAGCAGAUAAUAGGGAAGAAUGGGAGAUGGCUGCAAAUCCAUUAAAACCAUAGAAGAAAUAUUCAUUAAUAUUUUAUCGGUUUGCUAAUUUUUUUAAUAACAGCAGAAUUUUUUUUUUUUUAAGUUUCCAAUUUUAAAUUAUCUCCUAAUUUAAUAGUUUUAUUUUUGAUUUAUCUGAAUACAAUUUUACAUACCAUUAAAAAAAAAUGUGCAGAUUUAAUAUAUUUGUAUUAAGUUAAUCUAAUUAGUAAAAAAAUAAAAACAUCUAGAGUAAAGGUACAAUUUCUCAUAUAAUAUUCAUUAUUUGUAAUAAUUUGUUUAUAACAUACUAUUAAUUAUUAUUUUUUAUGACUAAUCUUUGCAUUCAAUAUUGAAACUAAAUAAUUUUAUUAUUUUAUACCCAAUUGACCUUUUGAUGCUUAUCUAUAUUACUUUAUUAUUGGUGUCAUAAUAGAAAAUAAUUUAAAGUUGUUGGAUAUUUUUUUAGAUUGGUGGAGUAUUAGUUAUGCCAUUAGACAAUUCUCUUGUAAGGAUAACAAGGAUAGAUGAACUUAGAUUUGAUACAAUUGAAUUAUUUAAAGUAGCACACACAGAUCUUAUUGUGCCUGAAGGAUCUGGUCUAAAUAAAAUCGAGUUUCGUGAGUUAAACAUUUAAAUUUUUUAAACUGGUAAAUUGUAAUUUGUUAUAAUUUUUCUAGCUCCUAUUGAACCAGUGUCUUUAAAAGAUUUAUGCAGAACAGCUAUAAGAUCCUUCUUUUAUGAAAAUAUUUUAAAAGAAUUCCCUGAUAUGGAUAUAUUCACUAAAUGUAAAAUAGUUUCUGAUCCUGAGAAGAAAAUUUUUGGUCUCCGUGAUACAUUAUCUGAAAGUAUUCGUUCACAAUUUAAUUUAAAUGAAGAACAAAUAUUUUAUUUGCGUUUUCCAUUAGACACUUUUGAUGAUACAGAUGACUUAGAAAGUAUAAGUGAAACAUGUUCUAUGUUUGGUGAAUCUGAAGAUGAUGAUGUCCAUUAUGAUGUUCAGAAUUCGACUAAUGAUAAUGCAGGUGCAGAAAAUGAUAUUUCAAACCAUGAUGAUAAUAAUCUUGCCGAUGGAGAAAAACUUAAUGGUGAAGAAAAACAUAGAAAUACUAAUGUUGAUAACAAGCUGGAUGUUGGAGAAAAAGAUAAGAUAACUGAUGAUACGAAAAUUGAUCAUGAUAUUAAACUAGACAAUCAAGAAACCAGGGAUGAUAAUAAAAGUGAUGGAGAAAAAUAUAAACAAAUUGAUAUUGAUGAGGAAGUUGGUUGUAAUGAGGAUGUAGAAAAGGAAAAUGAUGAAUCAACUAUAUAUGUAUCGUAUGGAUUUUCUAAAAGAAAGUCUCCAGAGGCUGGAUGUUCACAAUGUGUAUUAGAAAUGGAAAAUCAAAAAAAAACAAAAACUGAUUCAUCUACUGAAGAGAGCACAAGUGUAUCAACAUCCUCAGGGGCCACAUCGCCUAAUAGAUCUCCAUCAGUUACUGAUUAUGAAGUAGAUGUUGAUAAUGAGCAUUUUGAUGUGGACGAAGAAAUCAAUGCAAGACAACUUUUUAAUUCCUUUCGGACUAUUAUGACCAAUACAGGUGACAAUACUGAAAAUGAUGAAAUAGAUUAUAAUGAUUUAAUCAGGUAUAAGUUUCAAAGUGAUUGCAAAAAAAAUAAAUUAAGUUUACUUUUAAAAGAUAAAAUUAACUCUCUACCAUUACCAGUUCCUCUUAAGAUUUAUCUUAAUUACUUCAGGUCUGAUUGAUUUUUGGUAUUUAAAUAAGCGUUUGUAUAAAUAUCAAUAUUCAUUUAUAUUGUAUUUAUUAAUUUUUCGUCGUAAAGUAUUAAGUAUACUUUAGUUUUAUGCAUUUUAAUAUUUAGUUCAUUUGAACACAUACUAUUUUGCUUUUAGAAUACAGUUCUUAAACUGCUGAAAAGAUGUAUGAUUCUUAGUAUAGGAAAUAUAGGUAGUGUUGGCCUGGUAUACUAAAGGUCCUUGGUGCAUUUUUUUAUUGGGCCCCAUAAUAAAAUAAAGGCUCCUCAAUAUUUUUUACAUAAUAUUGUAAUGAAAUAACACAUUUUCAAUUUUGUUUUUGUUCUUAUUCAGUUAAAAUUAGUAGUAUGAAUUUGAAAUUUAAACAAAAACUUAUAUUUGUCUUAUUUAGAUGUAGUAAUACUUUCAAAACAGUUAAUCCAUUUUUGAGCUAUUAAUAGACAUUUUAAUUUUUGAAAGUUUUUUACAUAAUUUUUAUUCAGUAAGUACUCUGUGAAUACAUUUUUUAUAUCAAAAUGUUUGAAAAUGUAACAGGAGGUUCAUUAAAGUGUAUACUUAAUGGUAAAAAAAAAAAUAUUAAGUGUAAAGUAACAUUUUUUUUUUAAAGAUUUUAAUAUCAUAUUUUAACCUUCCCAACUUUAGACCUACAAUAGUGGCCAUCUAUGGUGUAAAGUAUCCAUUAAUUUAACUACAUAAUUAUGAUUUACAAUUUCUAUUAUAAUCAGUAAUACAUAAUAUUAGGUAAAUACAUUGAUAACAAUAAAAAAUUAUUUAAAUUAUAUAAAUAACUAUUGAAUUAAUUAUUUUUAAACAAUUAUAAUAUUUAUAAUAAUAAUAAUAAUAAAACACAAAUAUUUAUACUCUUAUGUGAUUAAAUUUUUAAAUUUGUUUGAUGUAUAUUGUCUCAUCAAUUUCCGAGUAUCAAUAAAUAUUGUUUAUUUUAUAGCCAUUAAUAGGUUUAUGUGAUUUUGAUUGAAGUUUGUUUUUAAUUUAAAAAAUUAAACUUAUAAAUAUAAAUAACAAAUACAUUUUAUUGAUAUGAUAAUUCCCUUAUAAUUAAAAACACACAGUAAAUACAUUUGUUGUAUUUAUUUCUAUUUACUUAUUUGAAUAUUUCAUCAUAAUCUUUAUCACUUCCAUCUUUGUGGCCAGCCAAUAGUAUAUUCAGGCAUUUGUGGUGAAACAUUUUCAUAUUGAACAGAAAGUUGUUUACAAUAAAUUACUUGUUGACAGUUGGAGAUUUUCUACAUUUUCUGGGAGGGGUCCUGAAAAAACUGUUUUUUAAAAGUAAUUAUUAUUAUAUACCUAUUUUUUUUAAAGAUAUUUUAUUGAAAUUAUAUUGGUAUUUGGAGAUAGGCCCUCAGGUACACCCCUGUAAAUCAGCCACUUCUUGAUCCAAUCCAGUCAUACACAUAGUAUUCGAAGAUUUUACAAGCAUUGUUUUAAUUUUAGAAGCUGUAAAACUUCUAGGGUCUUAAAAGUUUAGGCUAUUUUAAAAACACUGCAGAUGGGCUAUAGACAUUCGUAUAUUGUAUAUUUACUAGCUGUUUUGUAAGGUAAAAUAUGCUGCUAGUGCCAUUGAAACCAAGCAAGGCAGAAAUGUUAAACUUAGUAGUCUAAUAGUAGUGUUUGACUCCUAAUUACAGUAUGUAAAGAAUAUUGGUUAAAAUCCUACAAAAACUAUAUGCACACAUAAAUAUUUUAAGACACCCCAAUUUUUCUUAACUUAAGGCCCAGAAAAUUUUCCCUUGUAAAGAAAAAUUGAGCCCUAAAAUUACAAAAGGUCUAAUUUUCGAUAAAUGGGUCCAUAUAAAAUUGUUUUCAUCAAUCACCAGGGACCAGCCAACCAGAUAAAAAUUCAACAGUACAUUUCAAACAAUCCUUGUUGUAAUCAUGUCCAUGACCAGGCUGACACUGCAUAUAGGUAUUAUUAUACAUUGUAAUAUUAUACUAUAAACAUUGUAUGGUGAAAUAUGUUUAACCUUUAAACUUUUUUCAGCAUUCCAUUAUUUACUAUAAAGAAAUAUAACAAGUUAUUCCUAUUUGCAUUUAUUAUUAAUAAUAAUAUCAGUUAUGUUAAUGAUAUUGCCAAACUUUUAUAACUAUUUUCCUUACAAAUAUAUAUUAUCUACAAAAUGUUUAAUGUGUGAUCAUAAAUAAAAUAAAAUAAUUUUAACAAUAUUGAGUACCUAUAUUGAAUAUUAAUUUGUAUAUAAUUAUAUUAUGUUAUUGUAUGUAAUGUACGAAAUGUAGGUAAACAAAUAUUA
Messenger RNA from Cinara cedri, 13692 nucleotides. NCBI's taxonomy places the organism in Eukaryota, Metazoa, Arthropoda, Insecta, Hemiptera, Aphididae. The record is from the annotation of a GenBank genome assembly.